Chenopodium quinoa (quinoa) is the source of this 2880-nucleotide messenger RNA. RefSeq lists its product as uncharacterized. The record is from RefSeq and is a predicted model, not a curated record. Lineage: Eukaryota; Viridiplantae; Streptophyta; Magnoliopsida; Caryophyllales; Amaranthaceae. The transcript is spliced from 11 exons. The coding region runs from base 550 to 2520 and encodes 656 amino acids.
GAUAAUUAGGAGAACCCUAUUGCUUGACUUUAUUUUUCUAAGGUAAUUGCUUGACUUUCCUAAUUAAUCUACGUAGUAUUUGGGGGUGUGUUUUCCUGUAACAAAAAAAAAUCCAAAAUUGAUUCAUUCUCAGUAAAGACUUCCGGUAAAAAACACCAUGAAAUUUUAACAGCCUAACUUCUUACUUCUGGUGAAACCCUAACUUUCACUUAGCUGCUACGAGUGCCCGGCUCAGCCACCGACCUCCGACCUCUUGCGUCGCCCCACUGACAUGACCUCCGGCCUCUUGCAUCGCCCCACUGACCCUCCUCUACUCGAUUGCUCAUUAAAAAGUGCAUUCAGUCCUUUACAACCCUAAACCCUAACUCCUUUACAACCCUCGAUUGCUGCUCGUGUGUUGCCCGCCGGAUCCGGCUCCGACUCCUCUUUUCUUCCGAGUUCCGACUGCCGUAGCGUUUCCCCACUCGCAACUCGCCCUCCUCAUCUCCUCUGCUUGACUGCUCCUGCUCCUCGUUUUAAGAAAACCCAGGAAACGUCACUGCCUUGAAAAUGAGUUUGGAAAAGGGUCUUCAACUCUACAGGAAAAAAAAUAGGAUUAUCGAUGCUAUCAAGUUAACUAUGAAUCAUAGUGUAACUUGUUUUCGAGACAACUCUGCUGAAUCUGCAAAGAUAAUUCAGUUUUCUUCCAUUAUUCAUACAUUUGCUUCGGUAUUUCCUCGGUUAGGUUUACCUGCACAAUUACCAGGUAGAUUAGAGUUCAUGGUAGAGAGGUUACUUGAUGCAAACAUGGUGGACGAGGUUUUAGAGUUGACCAGUGCACCAUAUCCCGCAAAUUUGAAGAUUCCCUUUCUAGAGCUACGGAUGCGGGCCUAUUAUGUUGCUAGGGACAUGGAUGGAUUUUGGGAGGUUGCUCGAGUGUGGGAACAAAAUGCGUUGUUUGCUUAUACUGAAACAGCUUAUAUCUAUGGGACUAAGUUGUUGGAAUAUGGAUCUCUGCACAAGGCGAUUAAUGCCUUUACAUCAGGCUUUAAUAUGGCUGAAAGUGAAGAAAAAAAGAAAAAGAUGGAAGAUAUGCUUACGGAGGCAGAGAGAAGAAUGGAAGUUUUAAGAGAACAUGCACCAUUGGAAGAAAUUGUACCAGUUGUAGAAGAAAAUGUUCCAGGAGAUUUUCAAAAGGUAGCACAAGAUGAUCACCAACAAGCUGAACAUGAAUCCGAAAGACAUGAAAAAGAGCUUUUGGAGGAGGAGGAUGUGAGAAUCACUGCGGAAUUAAAGAAGAAAGCCAAGAAAAAAGAAAAGAGGGAAGCCAAGAAAGAAGAAAAGAGGAAAGCCAAGCAACUCUCAAUGGUCAAGAAAGCUGUGGAGGUAGCACAUGAGUCGGAUGAAAAGGUUUUGGAGGAAAACAAAGAAAAGGGAAGUGGAUCAAAUUUGGUCGAAGAAAGAGAACCGCUGGAGUUUGAGCAGACUCUUUCUGUUACAAUGGAGUACCUUGAUGGAAAUUCUUUCCUGGGAUCUACAAUGAUUAAUAACAUUGCAAAAGUAAAAAAGUCAUUCAUUGUAGCUGAGCCGUCGCAUAUAGAUAACAUUCAAGAGCUCGUUCCUUUGUGUCUUACUCAUGACAAUCUUUUGAAGAUUGAUCAAGUCUUGAAGACUUUGAAAGGUAGACAUAUGCUUCUGUCUAGUGAGGAAGUAUGCAGCAUUGAAUAUUUUUUUACGCAAAAAUUGAAUGAGAUUGCCCCUCAAUCACAAGAAUCUUGGUGGGAAGCUAUCAAAGAUAUGUUUUGGAAAAUAUUCAGAGGUUUGAUUCGGGGACUCAUGCAUUUGUUCGUAAGGGGUAAAUCUUGUGGAGAGUUGGUGUUCAGUGCGUUUGUCACGUCAAAAGGAGAAGGUCGAAUUGUUCCAUCUAUGAAACAGGCGAAACAACAACAAGACUUGAGUGGAUUGGUAGAUUUAAUGAAAACCGUGAUCGGACUUCCUUUUCCUCGCCAAAGCGAUCUCCCCUUUCUCCCUUAUCACUUGAAACACUUUUUCGAUCUGAUCAAUAAGGCUGAUGCGUUCAUUCCUCUGGAAUUCUUAAUUGAUCAUCCUUAUUUCUGGAAUGUGGCGGAAAAGAUUGAUUUUACAUUUAAACUAAGGAACUUAGUUAAGCAAAAAACUGCAAAAAUUCGUUCAAGACUUGAUUCUUUGGAUUAUUUCAUUACAUGGUGGGAUAACCUUAGCGAUGUGUAUCAAUUAGUAUAUGUUGCGGCUGCGAAGCGCAAAAUGAACAAACCAUACAAACAAAAUGUUGAUAUUGUGCGGUAUUUUGGUGCUGUUUACACUCAUAUAAAUGAGUAUGAAUACAAAGCUGCUCGAAAGCACAAGAGAUUUACAGAUGAAAAGAUCGAGUCAGAUCUUGCAAAGAUUUUUCCUAACUUUUACGUAAACAUGUUUUACUGCUUGUGCUCUUGCAUAAGUAAGAGGACACUAGACUAUACAGAUUUUAAGGACGUAUCUCCGGUUCUUUCUCUUGUUGCCUGAAGUUCCUGAAGAAGAGAUUGUGUAGCUUUUGCUCCCUCCUCCUGUUCUCUUUAUCUAACUGUAAUUAUGCCAAGUUAUGGCCUAUAGGUUCCUAAAUUACUGUAUCAACUGCUGUAUUAGUGCAACUUUUAUACAGCAUCUUUUGAACUUCUAUAAGAGCUCCAUGCUCUAUAUGCUGUGCCUAACUGUCUUUUGUCAAGGAGGCUUAGGUCUACUUGUAUAUAUUUCUCUAUUUUGCAAAAAAAAUGUACUAGUAUUACUUAGGAUAUAUCGAUGAAGAUUAUACAUGUUAACCAUUUGACCUUCUGUAAAAGCUGCGAACCUUGUCUUAAUUUAUUCAUGUCUUGGGGAUUAGGAUCA